CCCCCAACAGAGCUAGUCAGAGCUUCGCUACUGCUAACUGAACUGCGGACUACAGCAGGGAGGCUGUUCUUUGGCUCCUUACUAGUAGGUGGAAGUUGCAGUGCUUGCACUAACACGAAGGCCUUUUUUUUGAACAUAUUGUCGACUACUGCUGCCAUACCUAAGGAUUAUAAUUUGAAGAGAAUGCGAGUUUGGCCGUGAAGCUGUUAAACUGAUAGCUAAUCAAGCCUCUAACCUUGGGCUGCGGUGUUCUGUCGAUAAAAUCAGAGACGGGCUUUCUUGAAACUUGGAAAUCAAUGUCCGAGAAGAGUUCGUCGUCCGGUUCGGAUGAGGACGUGGACCCAGAAUCCGGGCAGCCUGUGGAGUUCGGAGGAGUUUUAAGCAAAUGGACGAAUUAUAUACACGGAUGGCAGGACCGAUGGGUUGUGCUAAAAAACAACACACUGAGUUACUACAAGUCGGAGGAUGAACGGGAGUACGGCUGCCGAGGUUCCCUGUGCCUCAGCAAGGCUGUUAUCACACCUCACGAGUUUGACGAGUGCCGUUUUGACAUCAGCGUGAAUGACAGCGUUUGGUACCUCAGGGCAGAGGACCCUGAGCACAGGCAGGAGUGGAUCGAAUCCAUAGAGCUGCAUAAGGCUGAGUCUGGAUACGGUUCAGAAACGAGUCUGAGGCGUCAUGGUUCCAUGUUGUCUCUCACUUCAGCUGCUAGUGCCUUGUCUUCCACUUCCACAUCCUCCUUCAAGAAGGGCCACAGGCUGCGCGAGAAGCUCGCAGAAAUGGAAACUUUCCGGGACAUUCUGUGCCGACAGGUGGACACUCUUCAAAAGUAUUUUGACUCCUGUGGUGAUGCGGUUUCCAAAGAUGAAUUUCAGAGAGACAGAGUUGUGGAGGAAGAUGAAGAUGAAUUUCUGACCACUACAAGACCUGACGGUGAACACAAUCACAACAACAACGGCAGCAAAGAGAAAUUGUUUUCUCCGGCCAGUCCCAAAGUUAUUAACGGGAUUGACUUCAAGGGAGAAGCCAUCACCUUUAAAGCCACCACUGCUGGCAUCCUGUCCACUUUGUCUCACUGCAUCGAGCUGAUGGUCAAACGAGAAGACAGCUGGCAGAAGAGACUCGACAAGGAGUUGGAGAAGAGGAGGAGGGUAGAAGAUGCCUACAGAUGUGCAAUGAGCGAACUGAAGAAAAAGUCCCACUAUGGAGGCCCAGACUAUGAGGAGGGGCCCAACAGUUUGAUCAAUGAGGAUGAAUUUUUUGACGCGGUGGAAGCCGAGCUGGACCGACAGGAUAAAAUUGAAGAACAGUGCCAGUCGGAGAAAGUCAGGACACCGCGACCGCCUCCUGUUUCUCCUACUGAUGUAUUUUCCGCCAUCAGUACACACCGAUUUGCAGACAAGCCUCGUAGCUAUUCCUCCUCCGUGUCCUCAGUUGAGCUAGUCACCGCCUCAGAUGACGUUCACAGAUUCAGCUCUCAGGUGGAGGAGAUGGUGCAGAAUCAUAUGACUUAUUCUCUUCAGGACGUGGGUGGAGAUGCCAACUGGCAGCUGGUAAUAGAAGAAGGAGAGAUGAAGGUUUACAGGAGAGAAGUGGAGGAGAACGGCAUCGUCCUGGAUCCUCUUAAAGCGACUCACGCUGUCAAAGGCGUAACAGGACAUGAGGUCUGCCACUACUUCUGGGACACAAAUGUUCGAAAUGACUGGGAAACCACCAUUGACAAUUUCAACAUUGUGGAAACACUUUCCGAUAAUGCCAUCAUUGUUUACCAAACGCACAAGAGAGUGUGGCCCGCCUCUCAGAGGGACAUUCUUUAUCUGUCGGCCAUCAGGAAGAUUCUGGCAACAAACGAAAACGAUCCUGACACAUGGCUGGUGUGCAACUUCUCUGUCGACCAUGACAAGGCUCCACCCACAAACCGGUGUGUUCGUGCCAAAAUCAAUGUGGCCAUGAUCUGCCAAACGCUGGUCAGCCCACCAGAGGGCGACAAAGAGAUAAGCAGAGACAACAUCCUCUGUAAGAUCACGUAUGUUGCCAAUGUAAACCCUGGAGGCUGGGCUCCAGCUUCAGUCCUGAGAGCCGUCGCCAAGAGAGAGUAUCCCAAGUUCCUCAAACGUUUCACCUCCUACGUUCAGGAAAAAACAGCUGGGAACCCCAUCCUCUUCUGAACACUAAGAGGCUCUCCCAUCGUAGGGAUGAUGCCCUUCAUUCAACACGCUGUCAGAAACCACAUGGCCCACUCGCCUUUCAUUUACACAAAUCUCCAGCAGGACUGCAUAUGAUCAGGACGUCCCUGAAGAUGAGCGAGCUUUAACGCCUCAGUAGUUUCCACCCCAGCUGCAUCUCACUGGCUGCCUCCAUCUAGUGGCCAUGAAAGUGCAUUAAUAGUCAGUUCAAGAGUUUUUGAAGAAAUGUUAUUGAUUUGUUGUGUUUUUUUUCUUCCUCUUCUUUUUUUUUGUAAACUGUUUUGUACAUUUCUUAUGAUUACCUACUUCUGGACUUUUUUGGGUGUGCUAUAAUCACUAGUAUUACAGUUAUUUGUUUUUGCUGCUGCUAAAGUAAACUACCACAAGAGAGGAGCAGCUGCCCACUGUUUUCCCCCUUUCUUGCCUUGCCCUGCCCUUCUUGUGACGACUCUUUACUGUUUGAUGGGGGGGUCAGGGCUCACUGCUUUGAAAUCUUUAUAUUUCCAGAUUGUUAUAAACUAGUUUUUCGGGGAGCACAUAGACACAAUGUAUUGUACAGAGAGUUAACUUUUCAGUUAGUUUACCAACAUGACAAAUGUGAAUCGACUGUUAAACGCUUGAAUCUGAUGACAGCAAUUAGCUGGGGCAGUGGAAGAUUGAGAGAUUUUGCUUAUUAACUCUUCUUGGUUCGUUUUUUUUUUUUUUUUUUUUAAUGCUAAACUGAUAAUAUGGCCAACUGUGGUCUGAAGAUGCUAAGUUGCGAUCAUCAUUUGUCUGUAACCUCCAGCUCAGUGUUUCAGAUGGACAUUUGCAUAUGGUCAGCCUCGGUGUGAUGCUAGGAUUCCUCUCCUUUGUUGAGAGAUAAUCAGAUCCACUUUGCACACCUGUUUUUUUUUUUUGUUUUGUUUUUUUGUAAAUUGUUUGCUAGGCACUGAAAGCCAUUUCCGCGUGUCAAGUUUGAAAACGAGAUAUGCCUUUGUGCUACAGAAGUGAAAUUAUUAACUGAUGGGAAGUAUAUCAUUCACAUCUUCAGCUGUCAGUUGUGGAGAAUUUACAUUUCACACGCCACACUGCGGUGCAGCGGCAUCCUGCUAUUUGACUGAUAAAUGAACCACCCCCAGAAUGCCUUAGACACCAGGGUGACCCUUAAAACGUUCUAGAUUUCUCUACAGCCACCAGAUGUGCAUUUAUCAACACUGCAUUGAAACUGGGGGGUGGGGAGUGAUGGGUCGACAUUUCACGUCAUCGUACCUCAUGACUUUUAGAUUGUGUUUAACGCCAGCAAGCGUUGGGAGUUCUUCAAUCAGCUGAUCUGUGCGGCUGGGAAAUUCGCCCACAGAUUUAAUAAUCUUAGAGCUCAGAGAUUUGGAACCGUUCUGGAUUAUUGUUUUUGCUGAUAACACAAGCUAGAUCAACAUGUUAUAUCAUCUGAAGAAUACAGUUAGUGUUUUUAAUUGUAUUUUGUCAGCAAUCUACAGACUUUGUAUAUUUCUAAGUUGUACAUCUGAAGUGUUAUUAUUUGCACUAAGUGUAUUUGCAUUUGACAAUGUUCUGUAAAGUAAAAUUAUUACACAAGAGCUGAAUAAAAGUGUACUGUUUAUGGAGACAAA
Messenger RNA from Xiphophorus hellerii (green swordtail), 3796 nucleotides. Its product is annotated as ceramide transfer protein. The record is from RefSeq and is a predicted model, not a curated record. NCBI's taxonomy places the organism in Eukaryota, Metazoa, Chordata, Actinopteri, Cyprinodontiformes, Poeciliidae. Gene Ontology annotation, molecular function: lipid binding. Gene Ontology annotation, biological process: ER to Golgi ceramide transport.